Molecule: messenger RNA, 2259 nt
Organism: Indicator indicator
Lineage: Eukaryota; Metazoa; Chordata; Aves; Piciformes; Indicatoridae
Exons: 20
Coding region: 7-2259 (750 amino acids)
Biological process (GO): calcium ion transmembrane transport; intracellular calcium ion homeostasis
Cellular component (GO): membrane; endomembrane system
Molecular function (GO): calcium:proton antiporter activity
Source: RefSeq, a predicted model, not a curated record
CCUGCCAUGGCCAGUGAGAGCGAACCCGGCCGUCGCCGCCGCUGCUGCUGCGCGCAGGAUACCCCCGAUGGCCCUAAGGCUGCUGAGCCUCGAAGUGACAGCAGUGGCCUCCGCCGGGGCUCCCUCUGCGAUCGUCACUGUACCAUCAUCAACAACGUGCAGGGUGACCUGGGUGACCUGGGCUGCCACCUCCACCAUCCCUGUGUCCCCCCAGCCAUGUGUUCCCCAGCCUGCUGCCAGCAGCAUUCGGAUGAGGUCUGCGAGAGCUGCCUGAUGAAGACCACCCUGACGGCAGAAAACGCUGUGGAGGCUAACAAGCUCUCCAACAACUACAAGUUUGGCUUCAAGAAAUGGAAGAGCCACGUGACAGCACGGCCCUGGGAGGACCGAUCGGAGAUUGUCAAGGAGUUGUACUCUGACCUCAAUGUUGUCCGAAGUUCUGGAGGGUCCACAGUGACGUGUGGGAAUGUUCUCUACCUGCUGCUCUUUGGCUUUUGGCUUUCAUUACUCUAUGUUGUCCUGGCUGCUGUUAUGUUCAUCACCAUUGUGGGGGCUCCUUAUGGGCAGCUCUGCUGGGACCUGGCUGGUUAUUUUCUCUGGCCCUUUGGCAAAGCGAUUCAGAAAGUGGAGGUCCAAAGAUCCCACCGGGCACUGGGUGCACGUGAGGCUAGCACAGAGGCAAGCGGCGCAGGGGAGACCUUGCCCCUGCUCAGUGGCCCCAUGCCACACCGCUGGCACCCACAGUGCUGGGCAGAUACCAGGCAUUGGCAACGUGCUGGCACUGUGGCAUGGCUCUGCCUGGGCUACCCGCUACUAGUGCUGGCCCAUGGGCUGGUGUGUGUCACCGCAUGGCUCCUCAUCGUCCUCAUCCCUGUGGCCAAGCUGAGUGGCCGCACCAUCACCAGUGUCCUGCUCCAGCCCCCAGAGAAGGUCCUCAUCCGGCGCCUGAAGAUGACAGAGGUGCCACUGGAGGGGGAGGUGAUCCUCUGCUGCUACCAUGCUGUCAACCCCUACUACUACAAAUAUGCCGUGGAUGGCAUCAACGUCUUCGCUGUCAAUCUCUUGCCCCUGGUGCUGGUGACGCUGGUGCUGGGCUACAUGGACAGCCACAACCGCCUGACCAGUUCCUCCAUCAAGUUCACGCUGGCCUUGCUUUCCAUCAUGCCUCUCUCCUACUACAUUGGGAUGGCCAUCGCCAGCAUCUCGGCCCAGAGCAACUUUGCGGUGGGAGCGGUGGUGAAUGCCACGUUUGGCUCCAUCACAGAGCUCACCUUCUACAUCACAGCCCUCAUCAAGGGCUCGAGAGAGGGCAACCGCUGCUAUGCCGAGGUCGUCAAGUCGGCGCUGACAGGGACACUGGUUGGCUGUGUCCUCUUUGUCCCGGGUCUUUGCAUGGUGAUUGGGGGAAUCAGGCACCAGGAGCAACGGUUCAACAGCCGCUCGGCGGGUGUCAGCUCAGCCCUGCUCUUCCUCUCUGUGGGAGGUGUCUUUGCCCCGACACUCUUCUCCAAGGUCUAUGGGAAGCUGGUGUGUGGUGAGUGCCACAACGUCACCCAGAACCCACUGGGCCACUACCUCUGCCACAACUGUCACUUUGAUCUGAUGGAUAACAAUGGCACCCUCUACUACAGUCAUGUCCAACCCUUGGUGUACACAGUGUCCCUGCUGCUCCCUGCUGCCUACCUCAUCGGCCUCUUCUUCACUCUGAAAACUCACUCGCACAUCUACGACAUCCACAUCAGUGACUGUCACAUGCCUGGACACCACCACAGCGCUGUGGUCCACUGGUCUCGUUGGCAGGCCCUGAUCGUCCUCCUGCUCUCCACCCUUUGCAUGUCAGCCUGUGCUGACCUGGCCACAGAGCACAUCAGUCCCAUCCUCACUAACUCCACCAUCUCACAGUACUUCAUUGGUGUCACUGUGCUGGCAAUGGUGCCUGAGCUGCCAGAGAUUGUCAAUGGCAUCCAGUUUGCCCUGCAGAACAACCUGAGCUUGAGCAUUGAGAUUGGGAACUGCAUUGCUGUCCAGGUCUGCAUGCUCCAGAUCCCUAUCCUGGUGCUCUUCACCAUCUUCUAUCCGACCAACUUCACGCUUGUCUUCAGUGACCUCCACGUCUAUGCCAGCAUGUUCAGUGUGGUGCUCAUGAACUACAUCUUCAUGGAUGGCAAAUGUGACUAUUUCCAAGGCACAGUGUUAGUGAUGGUCUACUUCAUUCUCCUGGCUGUGUAUUUCUUCGCCCCAUCACCCAGUGGUUGCUGA